UAGAAACCCGUGACACUUUCUAUGCCGAAAAGUUUAACCUACUCCCGAACUUAUAAUUCGGGGCUAGGCCGGGUAGGUCAACGGAGCAAGCCCUUCUUAUCCUAGUCGACGCAAUCUGGUCUGCCUGGAAAGAGCAUAAAGUAGUCACCCUAAUGGCGUUCGACCUUAAAGGCGCCUUUAACGCGGUAAAUAAAGAAGCUCUAGAUAACUGUCUAGGCCAGAGAAGAAUCCCAAGUCAGGCAAGGAAGUGGAUUAGCAGCUUUAUAUCCGAUAGAUCCGCCUCAAUCUCAUUCGACGGAUUUACUAAGCCUGCAUCAACACUUAGCUACCCCGGUCUCCUAUAAGGCUCUCCUCUCUCACCAAUUCUCUUCGCUUUCUACAACGCAGACCUAGUGGAUUAACCAGUAGAUUUUACCGGAG
Messenger RNA from Aplosporella prunicola CBS 121167, 420 nucleotides. RefSeq lists its product as uncharacterized. The transcript has a single exon. NCBI's taxonomy places the organism in Eukaryota, Fungi, Ascomycota, Dothideomycetes, Botryosphaeriales, Aplosporellaceae. The record is from RefSeq and is a predicted model, not a curated record. The coding region runs from base 153 to 344 and encodes 63 amino acids.